GUGCUCAGACAUCAGGCGUUUGUCAUCCACGGACCCUUUAUAAAUGGCGAAUCCCCCUGGCACAGUCACCAGUCCCUUCCUGACGAAGCAGAACGAGAGAUUUCAACUUCUAGUAUUCCAGAAAUGGCUCGCCUCGCCGUAAUUUCGUUUGUCUCUGUUCUCGUAGUUUACGUUCUUGCUGACGAUCGGGCCCUUAAAGGUGAGGCCCUUGCUAACCGUCGGGACCUUGAAGGUGAGGCCCUUGGAGGUUGGGCCCUUGCUAACCGUCGAGCCCUUAAAGGUGAGGCCCUUGCUGGCGAUUGGGCCCUUAGAGGUGAGGCCCUUGCUAACCGUCGGGACCUUGAAGCCCUUGCUAACCGUCGGGACCUUGAAGCCCUUGCUAACCGUCGGGACCUUGAAGGUGAGGCCCUUGGAGGUUGGGCCCUUGCUAACCGUCUUGCCCUUAAAGGUGAGGCCCUUGCCGACGAUUGGGCCCUUAGAGGUGAGGCCCUUGCUAACCGUCGGGACCUUGAAGCCCUUGCUAACCGUCGGGACCUUGAAGGUGAGGCCCUUGGAGGUUGGGCCCUUGCUAACCGUCGGGCCCUUGGAGGUUGGGCCCUUGCUAACCGUCUGGACCUUGAAGGUGAGGCCCUUGCCGACGAUUGGGCCCUUAGAGGUGAGGCCCUUGCUAACCGUCGGGACCUUGAAGCCCUUGCUAACCGUCGGGACCUUGAAGCCCUUGCUAACCGUCGGGACCUUGAAGGUGAGGCCCUUGGAGGUUGGGCCCUUGCUAACCGUCGGGCCCUUAAAGAUGAGGCCCUUGGAGGUUGGGCCCUUGCUAACCGUCGGGCCCUUAAAGAUGAGGCCCUUGGAGGUUGGGCCCUUGCUAACCGUCGGGACCUUGAAGGUGAGGCCCUUGGAGGUUGGGCCCUUGCUAACCGUCUUGGCCUUAAAGGUGAGGCCCUUGCCGACGAUUGGGCCCUUAAAGGUAAGGCCCUUGCUAACCGUCGGGACCUUGAAGCCCUUGCUAACCGUCGGGACCUUGAAGCCCUUGCUAACCGUCGGGACCUUGAAGGUGAGGCCCUUGGAGGUUGGGCCCGUGGAGGUUGGGCCCUGGGAGGUCGGGCCCUUGAAGGUUGGGCCCGUGGAGGUGGGGCCAUUGGCCAGCCACCCACCUUCGUCUGUCAAGAAGAUGGCUACUUCGCCGACUUCCAUAGGAGCUGCACCGUUUACUAUCGCUGCGAAGGUGGUGUAAAGCAAACGUUUGAAUGCCCAACCGGUGAACUCUUCGACGAAGGGAAGGCCACGUGUGUCCCACAAGAGGACGUUCAGUGUCCUUAUCCUAAAGCAGCUAGACCGAACCUCUCAUGGAUGCAGUGGAACUCAAGUCUGUCUCAAGAUGAACUCCGUACCUGACCAUGGCAUGAUGACCUUGAUAACACUGAAUAUCAUUCUUGGAUAAAGAUUUGCAUUUAAGCUGUUUAUAGAGAACUUUCUUAAUGUGUAACUUUGUCUCAAUAAAUAUGAAUUGCAGCAAUGUCA
Molecule: messenger RNA, 1521 nt
Organism: Macrobrachium nipponense
Lineage: Eukaryota; Metazoa; Arthropoda; Malacostraca; Decapoda; Palaemonidae
Exons: 4
Coding region: 124-1395 (423 amino acids)
Cellular component (GO): extracellular region
Molecular function (GO): chitin binding
Source: RefSeq, a predicted model, not a curated record